Messenger RNA from Etheostoma spectabile (orangethroat darter), 2128 nucleotides. RefSeq lists its product as uncharacterized. The record is from RefSeq and is a predicted model, not a curated record. The transcript is spliced from 4 exons. Bases 769 to 1527 code for a protein of 252 amino acids. NCBI's taxonomy places the organism in Eukaryota, Metazoa, Chordata, Actinopteri, Perciformes, Percidae.
GUGUUUCUGAAUUAUUGUUCUGAAUUCACCUCUUUGAAAUUAAAAUUGGAAAAUUCUUAGUUUCCAUUUUAAAAACAUGAAUUUCGAUGCAUAUUUUUCAAUGGUCAAAAAUUCAGAUACAAAAAUACAACUUGUAGAAUUUCAGAUAAAAUAGAUUCAAGUUGAUCAAAUUCGAUGUCAUUCGCUGAAAUUCAGAUUGAAAAAUUGAAGUUAAAUGUUCACACAGUAACAUCUGGUCUAGGAGAAGCAGUUGAGCCUGCAUACAAUCGAACCGACGUCCGGCCUAUCAGAGGACGGCCUGUCUGUCACGUGACCCAAGGUCUCGGUCGGCAAGGAUACUGAAGCUGUAAACCGCCGUUACCAUGACAGCCAGGGCAAACGACGGUGCUCCGGGAACGGAGGCGAACACGAUGUCAGGCAGUCAGCCACCAAGGCCUUCUCUUCAGAUAGAAAUGACAAGGUCAGUUCCAGGUCACUAAGGGAAAAGGGAAGAGGCGUUGUCCUGCAGGGACAGAGACACGCCUGAAAGACAGUCUCUCAACACAAGAUGAAACACCAGCAGGGGGCGGGACAGUGCAUGCAUAGUUGGAACCCAUCAUCAGCUUGUGUUUCUCUAGGGAACAUUUAAACUGGUGCACAUUUGUGAAAGCAGAUGGUGAAAGGUUUGGAGCAAAUCAUUUCUCUGAGAUUCCUUCGUUAACGAGGAGACGAGCCUUCAGACACGUUCAGAUCAUCAUCUGAGAAACUGGAGACGCAGCCGGUAGGGAGAUGGACGUUGUUGGUGGGAAGCUGCUGCCAGCUGUUAAGUCCUCCAUCAUCCUGGUCUCACACAGUCCUCCAUCAACCUGGUCUCACACAGUCCUGGAUCAACCUGGUCUCACACAGUCCUGGAUCAACCUGGUCUCACACAGUCCUGGAUCAACCUGGUCUCACACAGUCCUGGAUCAACCUGGUCUCACACAGUCCUGGAUCAACCUGGUCUCACACAGUCCUGGAUCAACCUGGUCUCACACAGUCCUCCAUCAACCUGGUCUCACACAGUCCUGGAUCAACCUGGUCUCACACAGUCCUCCAUCAACCUGGUCUCACACAGUCCUGGAUCAACCUGGUCUCACACAGUCCUGGAUCAUCCUGGUCUCACACAGUCCCCAUCAACCUGGUCUCACACAGUCCUGGAUCAACCUGGUCUCACACAGUCCUGGAUCAACCUGGUCUCACACAGUCCUGGAUCAACCUGGUCUCACACAGUCCUGGAUCAACCUGGUCUCACACAGUCCUGGAUCAACCUGGUCUCACACAGUCCUGGAUCAACCUGGUCUCACGCAGUCCUGGAUCAACCUGGUCUCACGCAGUCCUGGAUCAACCUGGUCUCACACAGUCCUGGAUCAUCCUGGUCUCACACAGUCCUGGAUCAACCUGGUCUCACACAGUCCUGGAUCAACCUGGUCUCACACAGUCCUGGGACAUGAUCACGGCCCCUUCACUCUGAAUCUGUGGCAGUUUCACAGAGUCACCAAAAGUCUGUGAUGGGCCCACGGAAGAAUUCUUUAAAAUUAACAUGGCUUCUAAAGUUAAGGAGAAGGUUGUGGGUGGGGGGGCGGUGUUGGAAUUAAAAAUGUUAUAUGUGCUUAAACAUUGUGUGAUUUCAUUAAACAUUCAAGCUAAAAGGUAAAAGCAUUAUUUAAACAUAACGAAACAUGUUAUUAAGUUUGUUGUUAUCAGUGGGACAACAACGGGUUGGGUUCAGGAAUCGUGACAUGCGGGACACGAUCCCCGGUCUCCUGGGUGACAGUCCUGUGUUGUUUGACCCCCCCCCCCCCCCCCCAACCAACCCCCCGAUUCAGAUGUUCAGACUUUCAUACUACUGGCUACCGUUGUGGCCCAUAACACUCCGUCAUCUUCUCCUCUCCUUUCCUUGGGCGGUGUUUUCCGUGGGGCCACCACCACGUAAUGCGUGGGAACAGGUCUGGGAGACCAGGCUGGAUUGGGUUGGAACUUGAGACAAAUUGUCUGAUUUGAUAACGCUGUUUGAGAAACAAUGAUUGAUGGUAAUCUAAUGGACGAUUGAUUCAUAUCGUAUUGGAAAUGUAUAGUUCUCAGUUAAUAUAUUAAUACCAUAUUGUUGGUG